AUGGAUUACCCUGAGUUAAAAGAAAAUUUGCAGAAUACAACAUCAUUACGCCUGCGUAAAGUUACCAUACCUGGAACACAGACGCAAUUCUACUGUGAUGACAACAGCGACUCACUCACGCCUUUUGUGACUAAACCUUUUAGGCGUCAGGUUGUUGAAAAUCUUCACUCCUUAAGUCACACUGGCACUAACGCAACUGUAAAAUUAAUUGCGCAGCUCUACGUCAGGCCCGGAAUGAAGAAAGAUUGCCGACAGUGGACCAGAACCUGCCACCCAUGUCAGCAGACAGAGUUCACUCAACAUGUAUCAUCGCCACUUGGUAAGUUUAAACUACCACGUACAAGACUUGCGUGCAUACACAUAUUCCUUGUUGGACCACUACCUGUAUCAAAUGAAUACAAGUACUGCCUCGUUGUUAUAGAUUGUUUUAACAGAUGCCCUGAAGCAAUACCUAUCAAAAAUAUAAUCGCAAAGACAGUCGCCAAAGCUCUGAUAUCCGGAUGGAUAGCACGCUUUGGUUGCCCUAGCGAAGUGGUUACGGACAGAGGACGUCAAUUUGAGCCGGAACUUUUUAAGGCUCUUUUACGAAUGGUAGGAUUCCAACAUAAACCGACUACAGCAUUUCAUCCUGCCUGUAACGUAAUGAUUGAGAGGUUCUAUAGACAGCUUAAGGCAGUAAUAACCUGCCACGCCAAUACAAACUGGACAGGAGCUCUUCCCCUAGUGCUUGCUCUUAGACUGCCUUGA
Molecule: messenger RNA, 747 nt
Organism: Parnassius mnemosyne (clouded apollo)
Lineage: Eukaryota; Metazoa; Arthropoda; Insecta; Lepidoptera; Papilionidae
Source: the annotation of a GenBank genome assembly